AUGGAUGGAUGUCCGUGUGCUCUGAGUAUUUACGUUCAGUUUGUUCUCUGUCCACCAGGAAAGGUCUCGUGUGCCAUCUGCAAUAAACGAUGUCGAGGUACGGUACUCAAAAUCGAGGACCACUACAUCCACAAGCUUUGCUUCAAGUGCCAUAAAUGCGGAAAGGCCUUGGACGAAAAGGACUUCCAAUUUCGCGACCAAUGUCUCUAUUGUCCUGAAGACUAUCGUCAGGAAUAUUCCAUCAAAUGUGCUGCAUGUGGCAAUCCCGUAGAGGGUGAAGUUGUCACAGCUUUGGGAAGUACCUUCCACACUUUUUGCCUUCGUUGCUUCUCUUGCAAUCGAACAAUAUCAUCGGGUGAAAAGACAAUGUCCUUUAACAAACGCUUUUACUGUGAAAAGUGUGUUCCUCCUCAAAUUGCGCGAGAAGACAGUACCGGAGUUGAAGAGGUCAUCUCAAAUCCUCCCGAGAAAUGGAUCUCUUCCUCUUCCCCCGCACCUGCACCAGAGCUUUCUGUUGAGCCUCAAGAGAAGUCCCUGCCAAAGGUGAAGAUUCCUAAGAGUUCCUCCCUUCCGCGUCGGUUAGGUGGUUUAUUCCGUUCCAAGAAGUCACAUUCGCAAACUCUUCAACCCAUCGCUCCUUCAACUCAGAUGGACGAUUUGAAUUCGAAGAAUGUCACAUUGACAAAUGGAGCUGAUGCUUUGACCGUCAAUGUCGCGGAAGUAGAUAUGGCCACAGUCUAUCUUGUGGCAGGAUUUGAGCGGCAUCGGUCACGUCAGCACAGCCAAAGUCCGACCUACAGCCUGUACUCCGGAGAUGAAACCGUUCUCGUCAAACAACAAGAUGUGCAAACCACUCCAAUGGAGAACUACUCGGUGAUACACAGCACAAGCGGUACCCCCGCAGUGCCUUAUUCCCUCGAUGCCGCAUUGACCACACCUUCAAUGGUAAAUACUCUCUCUGGUGACGUUUCCACACUUCUCUUCGGCUCCGUAAAACGAAUCUGUCCACCUGGUGUGGACUAUGGCCACCAAUAUCCUGUCUCCUACCUACGCCUAGCUGAACAGGGUUACACUGCUGUUACUAGCUCCGAUCUUCUCAGUUCUACCAGUCCUCUUUCUGCCACUACUACUCCGGCUUCCAUUCGUCGUCCGCCACCCUCCGCUAGCGCAUCUUCCACUCAACGUCUCUCUCGCCGAGAUAUGCCUUCAACUCACCAUGCACAAACUCGCACAUUGCCAACCAGCUCCGCGGAUCCGACGUCACGACAAGUUGGAGGGUACAUGGAUCACCGGUACAACGCGCAGGUCUUUGGUGAAGUCGAUGGUGCUAGGCCUGAAAAGGAUCGAUACACACGGUAUAGGCAGCUAUCCCCUGCCGGAAACUCAAUGGGGCGAGCACUCAGCUCGGGUCGAAGUGGUGGUGCGCCUCCCAACUUCAUUGUUCGCAAAUCACAAACCUACUCCUCCUACUCCACUCCGAAUGUCAACAGUCGGCGUGCUGAAUCAAUGAUGCGAUCACCACCACGUACAGGCAGAUCCAUGAGUCCCGAGGCUGCUCUCUUGGUUCAAGCGGAGGCCAGACGUUUGGCAGCCUAUCCGGGGGCUAAAAUUCCUGAUGCUGACAGCGAACCAGCUAUCGAUCGAUAUGAUUGGCCGGCACCACCAUCUCCGGCCGUUGUCAUGAUUGAUCGUCGUGAGUCUUUUCUUUACUUUUCCAACACAUUUUUGUGA
This is a messenger RNA of Hydatigera taeniaeformis, 1731 nucleotides long. NCBI's taxonomy places the organism in Eukaryota, Metazoa, Platyhelminthes, Cestoda, Cyclophyllidea, Taeniidae. The record is from the annotation of a GenBank genome assembly.